UCGUCGUGGACCUCCAGCCACGCCACGCCACGCCACGCCCCACCCCGGCACCCCCCCCAUCAUAUCCAUCGUCGCCCGCGGUUUUUCACCCACACCACCCACGAGCUGCCUUUAUACUAACGUGCCGGCUCUGCUCCCCACGCAUGCUCCUGCUCAUUCCCGGCCGCGCCGCGGUUCUUGCAUGCUUUUCGUCGGCGCCAGGGGAUCUGCGGACGGAAAAGGGAAACUGUCUCGGCCGUCAAUUUAAACCCCGCGGCAAGACCGGAUUUAUAUAUUUUGCUGGAAAGGCAGAUCUUGAUCUUGAUCGGUUCCUGCUGCCGCUGCUGCUAGCUUCUGUCUGCUCUGCUGGGGGGGCUUGUACGAACGUACGUGUUGAUGAAGACGACGGUGGAAGGGAGCGGCGGCGGCGGCGGCGCCCCGGCCGCGGUCAAGAGGCGGCGGAGGGAUGCACCUGGUGGCAGGCGACGGAGCGUCGGCGUGAGCGUGCGGCGGCGCGUGCAGGUGGACGCGACGACGACCGCGCCGGCGCCGCUCCAGAGUCUGCUUGCCGCGUGCCGCCGCGCGUUCGGAGGCCCCGGGACCGUGCCGGCGCCCGACGACGUCGCCCUCAUCAGAGACAUCCUCGACAAGAUGGGACCAGAAGAUGUGCACCUGAGAGCCGUCACCAAGGCCGCGGCGGCGGCUUCCUUCCCUCGAACACAUCCUAAUCCUAUCAUCACACGAACCACCAUUUACAAAUGCAAAAACUUCUCGAUCGUCAUCUUCUUGCUGCCCUCAGGCACGGUGAUCCCUCUGCACGACCACCCCGGGAUGACGGUGUUCAGCAAGCUUCUCCUGGGCUCGCUGCACGUCACGUCGUACGACUGGCUCGUCGACGCCGGCGGCGGCCCUCCCGCCGUCGUUGGCGGCGGAGGCAAUGAUCGCCUACUGAGGCUGGCGAAGCGGGUGGUGGACGCCGACCUGAGCGCGCCGUGCGACGCCCUGGUGCUGUUCCCGGAGUCCGGCGGGAACAUGCACCGGUUCGCCGCCGCCACGGCGUGCGCGGUCCUCGACGUCCUCGGCCCGCCCUACUCCGGCGACCGGGACUGCACCUACUACCAGGACUUGCCAUACCGCCAUCAUCAUCACGACAACGACGAUGCAGAUGAGGCCGCCGGGGACGGCGACGUCCCUGCCACUGCCACGGAUGGUGAGCGUCUGGGGUGGCUGCUGGAGACGCGCAAGCCCAAGGAAUUGCAGAUGUACGAGGUGCCGUACAGGGGCCCUCCGAUCCUAUAGAAGAAGAGAAGCGACCUGCAAUUCAGUGUUGGCAGCAGCAGGGAGCCAGCUGCAGCUAUCACAGAUGCAUGCAUGCAUGGGAACAUAAAAUGUGUAGCACGUGCAGAAUGCUGUUGGCAAAGAUGUGUACUGGGCGUGUGAAAUGUCUCCGGAGAAAUCGGUUGGUAUUUGUUAGUACAAAGUAGACCGACAGCGGAUGAACUAAUGGAUACGCGAGUGUACGCUUCAGAAUUCAGAGUGCGCGUGUCCACCCGCACUCGUUUUCUUUUUAUCGUUCAUCCGCUUCAUGGCGCAAUCAUCCGUGGUGGCUCGAUCGGUCCUCUAUCUCCAGUGAAUACCUCUUCUAAGCUUAGUAGAUGCAGGGUGCAAAGCUCACCGGGCCGGCGGAUUUGUUGGCAAGACCGCAAGAGAAUCGGAGGCGUAGUUUAUUUGUGCGUUGAAAAAAAAAUCUCUUUUAUGUCCCACAUCUCAGUUUUAUAGGAGCUAUGGUACCAUAGUGUAUAAGUGAGGCAAAGAUUCGGAUGUUUUUCUCGACCUAUGUGAGAAGAUUUUCUUUUUAGACAUAA
Molecule: messenger RNA, 1844 nt
Organism: Sorghum bicolor (sorghum)
Lineage: Eukaryota; Viridiplantae; Streptophyta; Magnoliopsida; Poales; Poaceae
Product: plant cysteine oxidase 2
Exons: 5
Coding region: 376-1278 (300 amino acids)
Molecular function (GO): oxidoreductase activity, acting on single donors with incorporation of molecular oxygen, incorporation of two atoms of oxygen
Source: RefSeq, a predicted model, not a curated record